This is a messenger RNA of Lodderomyces jiufengensis, 1710 nucleotides long. It is a transcript of the gene STR2, whose product is annotated as cystathionine gamma-synthase. NCBI's taxonomy places the organism in Eukaryota, Fungi, Ascomycota, Pichiomycetes, Serinales, Debaryomycetaceae. The transcript has a single exon. Bases 1 to 1710 code for a protein of 569 amino acids. Gene Ontology annotation, biological process: transsulfuration. The record is from RefSeq and is a predicted model, not a curated record. Gene Ontology annotation, molecular function: pyridoxal phosphate binding; cystathionine gamma-synthase activity.
AUGCCCUCACAAGAAGUAGGUACCCCAAUACCUAAUAUUCCACAUGCAGUAUCUGUGACAUUACCAACAUGGGAAGCAACUGUAGCAUAUGAAGAAGGAGAAGAAUGGGUCACAUCCAAAAUGAAUUCAGGCUAUCCAAGAUUUUUCAUUCAUCAAUCAAUUCAAAAAUUAUGCAAAAAAUUAGAACAUAAAUAUGGUAGACAAGGUGAAAAAUGUUUAGUAUUUCCUAGCUAUAAAGUUGCUAAAAGGUGUAGAGAAUUCAUAAAAAAUCAUUCUGAAGAAAAAGUUAAUAUUAGAGUUUUACAAUUAAGUACAAAUGAUCCAGUUACUGAUUCUGAAAAAUCAACAAAAAUAGGAACGACGAUUGGAGUUGUGUUUUUCCCACAACAUCUGUAUCCAUUAGCCAAAAAUUAUUGGCAACAUUCUGGUGAAGGAAUUAGUUCUCGUAUGGGUGAAUAUAUUUUAAAAGAAUUAUUUGAAAAAGAUAAAGAUGUAAUUGGAUUAAGAGGUAAUUUAAAACAAGAAUUACAAGCUCAAAAAAUUCAAUUAAGAUCACCAUCAAUUACAGCAUCAAGAGCAAGUGGUUCAGGGGUUAAUGAAGAUGUUGAAAAAGAAUUUAAUACAUUUAUUGAACAAAAAUAUGGGAGAGUAUUAGAUUUUAAAUUUGCAAAACAAGCCAAAAGAGCUAUACGUAGACGAAUAAGUGGAGAACUAGAACAAGGUUGUAAUCAUACUGGACUGAGAUUAUUAAAUGAGUCUGAUGUAUAUUUAUUUCCAUCUGGUAUGGCAUCUGUCUUUUAUGCACAUCAUUCAUUAUUAAAUGUGGUGGAAAAUCCACAAAAAUCUGUAUGUUUUGGUUUCCCAUAUGUUGAUACAUUAAACAUUUUGAAAAAAUUUGGACCUGGUGUUAUAUUUUUGGGAUUCGGUGACGAUGAGUCGUUAAUUCAAUUGGAACAAGACUUAAAAGAUGGUUUAAAAAUAAUGGCAUUAUUUUGUGAAUGUCCCUCCAAUCCAUUAUUAAAGACUCCAAAUUUGAAAAAAAUAAAAGAACUAAGUAAUAAAUAUGAUUUUGCAAUAGUUGUUGAUGAAACCGUUGGUAAUUUUUUAAAUAUUCAUGUAUUACCAUUUGCAGAUUUGGUUGCAUCUUCACUAACAAAAGUUUUUUCUGGUGAUUCUAAUGUUUUAGCUGGUUCACUUAUAUUGAACCCAUCAUCAAAAUAUUAUACCAAACUAAAAAAAUUCUUUGAUGAAGAAUAUGAAGAUUUAUUUUGGGUGGAAGAUGCAUUAUGGCUAGAACGUAAUUCAAGAGAUUUCGUACAACGUGUACAUAAAAUAGAUGAAACGUCAUCAAAAGUAGUAGAUUUAUUAUCAACACAUUCCAAAAUAUCAAAAGUUUAUUAUCCAAGUAUUUCUACUACUAAAAAGUAUUAUGAUGAAAUUAAAAAUCAAGAUGGUGGUUAUGGUGGUUUAAUUUCGUUUUUAUUUCAUGAACCAGAAGAAGCUAUUAAAUUUUUCAAUGCAGUUAAUUUACAUAAAGGACCAUCAUUAGGUACAAAUUUUACAUUAGCUUGUCCAUAUGCUAUAUUAGCUCAUUAUCAAGAAUUAGAUGAAAUUGAAAAAUGGGAAGUUGAUAGAAAUUUAAUUAGAAUAAGUAUUGGUUUAGAAGAUUGUGAUGAAUUGUUAGAUGUCAUAAAAAAGUCAUUAGAUUAA